AUGCGCAAAGUUUCUAAAACUCCCAUAAAAACAGUUUGCAAUAAUGUUGAUCUUAACGAACAUAAUGGAAUAACCAAAUCUGGUUAUUUAAAUAUUGGAAUAAAAAAAUCAGACUCAUCUUUAUCUUUUAUAUUUUACGGAGCCGAAGGAAUACCUGAAUAACAAUUAAAACAUAUUCCCACUAUAAUAUGGCUCAACGGAGGUCCCGGAUGUUCUUCAUAAUUCGGUAACUUUUAUGAAUUAGGGCCUCUUUAUGUGAAUAAAACCGAAUCUGGCAAGCUUUACUUUACUUAAAAUAAAAGCGGAUGGACCAAAAAAUACAACGUAAUAUUCGUUGAUUAACCUAUAGGAACUGGAAUUUCUCAUUUAGCCAAAAACAAUGAUAUUCCUAUAAACUAAGUACAAUUAGCGACUCAAUUUUACAACGCAUUGCUUGAAUUAUACGGAAAAAACGGAUGUUUUGGACAAUUGGGUUUAAACGGAAAAGAUACUCCUUUAUUCAUCCUAGGAGAAUCUUAUGCAGGAAUCGGUAUUGGUGAUGGAUUUACUUCUCCUUAUCACACUAUUUCUUCAAUAACUGAUUAUGCCUUUGAUAAUGGAAUAACAAACUCAACUUUAUACCAAAAAGCUAAAAAAAUUGAAUUAUAGGGAUAAUAAGCUAUUAAUAAUUCAGAUUGGGUAAAUGCUGUUAAUGCUUUUAACGACAUACUACUUAUUAAUAAUCCUAAUAAUAUUGAUUAGUAUAAUAUUUAAAGAAAAUAAGAACCUGAUUAUACUGCUUUAGAUGAUCUUUUAAAUUCAUAAUACGGAAAAAGCUUGUUUAAAUUAAAACUAAAUAAAAAAUAUGAAUAAUGUGAUAAUGAAGUCUAUUAAAAAUUCUUGAUAGACUUAAUGUAAGGCGAAUGUAUACAUAAAGUUGAAUAUUUGUUAGAUUAAGGAAUACAUGUUAGUGUUUUUAAUGGAAAUUUGGACUUUAUUGUCCCUUAUUAUUCUUCUGAAAAAUGGGUUAGUUAAUUAUAAUGGAAAUAUUCUGAUGAAUUUAAUAAUUCUUUCUUUAAAGAAUGGAAAGGAAAUAAUAAUUAAGUUUAUGGAGUACUCAAAAAAUAUUAAAACUUGUAAUAUUUCUAAGUUUUUGAAUCAGGACAUAUGGUUUCUCAAGAUUAACCUGAGGCUGCUUUAGAAAUGGUAACUAAAAUUGUUGAAGAAGCUUUAAAAUAAGAAGUAUAUGCUUAAUUUUGA
Molecule: messenger RNA, 1239 nt
Organism: Ichthyophthirius multifiliis
Lineage: Eukaryota; Ciliophora; Oligohymenophorea; Hymenostomatida
Product: serine carboxypeptidase family protein, putative
Exons: 2
Biological process (GO): proteolysis
Molecular function (GO): serine-type carboxypeptidase activity
Source: RefSeq, a predicted model, not a curated record